Molecule: messenger RNA, 1563 nt
Organism: Colletotrichum spaethianum
Lineage: Eukaryota; Fungi; Ascomycota; Sordariomycetes; Glomerellales; Glomerellaceae
Exons: 3
Coding region: 1-1563 (520 amino acids)
Source: RefSeq, a predicted model, not a curated record
AUGGAGAAGACUACGCCCGCUGCGAAGAAGGUUUCUUCAUCAGCGUCUAAACCUGCGGCCCCUACCACAAAAACACCAACUUCAGCCUCCAAGACGGCGACGUCCGCUUCGAAACCAGCAGCAUCAAGCGCACAUAAAACAACUUCCAAUGCCUCCAAGCCGGUCAAGUCGGCAUCUCAGACCGCCCAGAAGACGACAAAUGGUAGCAGUGGCGCAGACAUCGUGAAGAGACUGCAAGAGAAGAAGAAGCCACAAUAUACGGAAGUGACUGGUUCGGAUAUUGUCAAGAGGAUUCAGGCAAGGAAGGCUGCCGCAGCCAAGGCAGAGGCUACACCAUCGAAGGCUGAGACCACAGUCAAAAAGACAGCACCGUCUGUCAACCCGUCUACUCAGCCCACAUCCGUAUCCCGGGCACCGAUCAAUGUUCCCAAGACAGCACCAGCUCCGGUGAAGAAGGCGGUUAAGCCUGCGGUUAUCCCGGCCCCGCCCUUGAGGAACGUUCCUGUUACGAACCCUACCCCAGCCAAAACUGCUUCCGCCCCAGCUCAAAAGAAGGAGAAGGUUUACGCCCCUGGCGCCUUGGUACCGACUGCUGAGCUCGAGGCCAAACGUGCAAAGGCUGCUACUGCCAAGACGUCGGGCCCCAAAGAAAAGAACUACCACCCGAGCGCUUUGGUGCCCACGCACGAGAUCGAGGCCAAGCGUGCCGCGAAGAAGUCUGGCCAAACCGGUGGACCAGUUGGCCAAGUUACCGACACUGUUGGGAAGACUGUUGGAGGUGUUGGCAAGACUGCUGGAGGCGUGGUCGGUGGAGCCGGCAGGACUGUCGGCGGAGCUGGAAAGACAGCCGGAGGCGUUGUCGAUGGAGUCGGCAAGUCCGCCGGAGGCACUGUCGACAAUCUUGGAAGGACUGUCGGCGGUGUCACUGGAGGUGUCGGCAAGCAAGUCGGCAACACAGUCGGAGGCCCGCUCGGCAAGGGUGUUAGCGGCGCCACCGAUGGACUUGGCAAGACAGUUGGCGGUGCGACUAGUGGCGUAGGCAACACGCUCGGAGCUGCGACUGGUGGCGUCGGCAAGACUCUCGGUGACACGACUGGUGCUCUCGGAAGAGGUGACCUUAUGGGCACUGUUGGCGGGGCCACCUCUGGAGUUGGUAACACCGUCGGUGGUGUCGGAAAGGGACUCGGUGAUACUGUUGGCGGCACACUUGGAGGCGUGGGUGACACAGUUGGUGGCCCAGUCGGAGGCAUUGUCGGCGGUGUCGGCAAGGGUGCUGGUGAUGCUGUUACUGGAAUCACUGGUGGCCUCGGCAAGGGCGUCGGGAAAUUAGGCAAGGGAGACGUUCUCGGCGGCGUUGGUGAUGUUGUUGGCGGUGUUGGCGAUGGAGUUGGAGGCCUUUUGGGAGGUGUCCUUGGCGGUGUUGGUGGAGGAGGAAAGGACAACGGUGGUGGUCUCCUCGGAGGAGUGCUUGGAGGAGGAGGAGGUGAUGACAAGGAGGGAGGAGGCGGUGGGGGCUUGCUCGGGGGUGGUGGAGGUAAGGGAGGUGGCUUGUUGGGAUUGUAA